This is a messenger RNA of Lycium barbarum (goji berry), 1119 nucleotides long. Its product is annotated as mediator of RNA polymerase II transcription subunit 30-like. The transcript is spliced from 4 exons. NCBI's taxonomy places the organism in Eukaryota, Viridiplantae, Streptophyta, Magnoliopsida, Solanales, Solanaceae. The record is from RefSeq and is a predicted model, not a curated record. Gene Ontology annotation, cellular component: mediator complex. Bases 268 to 843 code for a protein of 191 amino acids.
AGGAGUUUCCACUAUUACUAAACUAGAUCUCUUUCUCUUCACUGUUCGAUCUGAACCGUCCGUUUUCACUUCAUCAAUCACCAUCGGCUUCGAUCCAACUGAAAAUGAACCUUCUAGAAGAUUCUAGAACAGUUUCGAGAAACUUGUAGAAGAAGAUUGAAUCACAAACCCUAGAAAUGAAGAGAUAAGAAAUAGCGGGGGGGAAUUAAGGAAUACUGCCGCCUCCGCCGAUCUAGGGUUUCGAAAACCGUUCACAUUUCCCUCUAAAUGGAAGACAACAAAUCGACAAACCCUAAAACAAUACAAGAAGUAGCAGUAGAAGGACAAAAACAUCUAGAAGACACAAUUGAAGCAGCACAUCAAAUACUCUCUGCUAUGAACGAUGAACUCUAUAACCCUUCACUUUGGUCAUCCACUACUACUCCAAAUACCGUUACUUCUAACGGACAUCAUUUAAACGGUGACGUUUCCUCUGAUAAUUCUUCGGCGCAACAUUUUGAUAAUAUUGGUGGAGGUGCGCUUGAUGAAUCCAGACUCCGUUAUAAGUCAUAUGUUGCUUCCUUGCCUUCUAUUUCUUCAUAUUUUUCAGAGAACCUUUCAAACCUUGAUAAACAAUUGUUCUCCAGAAAUAUGAAGGUUACAAAGGCAAAAGCAUUGGAAGCCGCUUCUGCUACUGGUUCACUAUCUGCUGCAGAUCAAGCUGAAAUUGAGCAGCUGGAGGGCCGCGCCUCUACGUUAAAAAAGGAGCUCGUAGACAAGAACAAGCAACUCAAGCUUCUGAUUGAUCAGUUUCGAGAUCUUCUUUCUGACCUAUCAACAUGGCAAAGUCCCUAUUCUACUUGAAUUUCUGCUGCUAUUACUUCAAGUAGAUAAUUCAAACCAGAGAGAUGUCAGAUGUCAAUGGAAUUGUGUUCAACUCUAAGAAGUUGUUCUUUUUUACAGAGGUUACUGCUAGAAUCCUGUGCUUUUAUGCAACUUAAUGCUGCUCAUGGUGCUACGAUUGUUUCUAUUUAGAUGUUCUGUCUGCUCCGAAAAUGGGCUGAGAAGUUGUACAAUUAAUCUGUUAGAGCGGGAAUACUGAAGGAGGGAAAAGGAGAAUGCUUUUGAUCUUUUAACUUA